Molecule: messenger RNA, 1222 nt
Organism: Pomacea canaliculata
Lineage: Eukaryota; Metazoa; Mollusca; Gastropoda; Architaenioglossa; Ampullariidae
Product: low-density lipoprotein receptor-related protein 5-like
Exons: 5
Coding region: 152-718 (188 amino acids)
Source: RefSeq, a predicted model, not a curated record
ACAAGUCAGGCACUGGCUUCAAUGCACUUACUCAUCAGCAAUCAUUCCACAGAAGUUUCUCCUUGUCACUGACUCUGAUAACGCCAUCCAUCGCAUAGACAUCGACACGGGAAGUAAUGUUACAAUCAGUCCCAUUGGUCUACAGGACCCAAUGGGUAUUGACUACGAUCCAGUAGACGGUCGUGUCUAUUGGUCAGAUAUAGAGGACGAGACAAUUCGAUCCGCAAAGCUUGAUGGCAGCGAUGCUCAGCUGGUUCACAGCAUUAGUCAAGGAGGUUCUCUGUGGGGCCUAUCAUUGGACUCUGUGUCGAGGCUACUAUUCUACGCCGACCACGGCAACAAAGUCAUCGGAAUGAUAUCACUGGACACCAACAGUCAUCAGAUUGUCGUCGAUUCAGACAUUGAUUAUCCUAUAGACAUCGAGCUGGACAAACACAACGGUGUGCUGUACUGGAGUGACAGCAACAAAGUUACCAUAGAGAGGUGUAACUAUGACGGCUCGGACCGUGAGACACUAGUUUCUGCAUCCAGACAUCUUGAAGGUCCUAAUGGUCUUGCUUUGGACAUAGAGGGUUCCCUUCCUGGUGGUGGUCGGUGCUCCAGCUUGCGCACACCACGGUUCCUGCUCGCUUCGUCGGGGUGCAGCUUCUUGACCCCCAAAAUACACACUACUUGUAGCUCCUAUCCACAGAGCUCUCACGGCGAGAAUACAAGCUGAAAUGUGGAACCUCAGUUGUAUAUCCCCAGUAGUACAGCUGCUCUCUUUGACAGUAAUACCUCCCUCGUGUUACAUCCACAGUGAUUAGUGAAGUAUAAACACAAGAAGAAUUGAAUACCUUACAAGUGACAAUUUAGAAUUUAUUUAUGUGAAUCUUCUUUAUUGUUGUACCUGGAUGAGGAUUAUUGAUGUAUCUUACUGGUAAUAUAUGUUGUGUAUGCUGAAAGAAGGAUACAUUGUUCUUAUUAAUGUGUCUAUUUGUAAAUAAUAAUUGGUGCCUCAUUAGACGGACACCCACCGAUCUCGUUUAAUCUUUUAUGGAAAGAAUGCGCAUGUCAGUGGAUAGUCCGUGACACUUUGUAUGAAUUGAUCCGCAGGUGUACAUAUUCGUGUUUUUCCAUUCCUUAUUUCUUUUAUACUUACUUGUGUUUGUGUUUAUACAUAUGUAUGUGAUGAAUGAAUGUAUUUUUGAAUGUGUGAACGGGUGGAUCCAUGGGUGCGCAC